CAGUGCGAACCAUCCCGUCACAGAGCAGAGGUGAAGUUAUGGCCCAGGUAAAGGUAGCAGGGGACGCGGCAGCGAGGGGCCACCAGGUCUGUGCAGAGGUUUACUCUGAUAUGGCGACUGUCAGCUCCAGUGCAGAUAUAGGAGAGUCUGUGAGGAAGGGGUCAUUGUGUGAGACCUCCAUGGCUGCUGGUCUCAGCCGCCGGAGCAGGGCGUACCCCUCCGCUGCCAGGAGACGCCACCGCACCACCUUCAGCCACAAGCAGCUGGAACAGCUGGAGGUGGCCUUUGGACAAAACCAGUAUCCUGACAUCUACUACAGAGAGGAGCUGUCCCGCAUCACCAAACUCAACGAGGCUCGCAUACAGGUGUGGUUUCAGAACCGAAGAGCCAAACAGCGGAAGCAGGAGCGGGCCUCUCAGAAGCUGCUCCCUGUGGGUGUGAUGCCGGGCCACAGGGCUCUGCUGGGAGGCGUGCACGUGCAGCCGUCCAGCUUGGCUCGACAGUACUACACCCAGCCCCUGGCUCACAUCCCCCGCCUCUCCCCUAUGUUGCCCUCUGGGGCGUUUGCCCGCCACCCGGGCCCGGUCAGCCAGUGCCCCUGUCCCAGUGUUGCCCCACAGCAUGCUUCUCAGCGCCAGCAUGACGACUGGUACAGCCCCCUGAGGGGCAACCUCCCCUCACCCAUGUUCUCUCUGGCCUCCAUGCAGCCCCUGGACCCCACCUCUCACUGGAGCUAAGAUGUAGCCAGGGAAACGUGUUGUGUAUUUCAAAAUAAAAUACCUUAAAUUGUUUCCUUCUGAUAUACACAUUGUUACACACAUACACAAUGAGUCUACUAUUUCACCCCUGCAUUUUACAACUUUGAUCCUUUGAGUAUGUACUGAAGUUUAUGUCAUUUAUCUUUGUUCACAUAUUAAAAAUGUUCUUAAACUGA
Messenger RNA from Hippoglossus stenolepis (Pacific halibut), 934 nucleotides. It is a transcript of the gene prop1, whose product is annotated as PROP paired-like homeobox 1. The record is from RefSeq and is a predicted model, not a curated record. Gene Ontology annotation, molecular function: DNA-binding transcription factor activity, RNA polymerase II-specific; DNA binding. Lineage: Eukaryota; Metazoa; Chordata; Actinopteri; Pleuronectiformes; Pleuronectidae. The coding region runs from base 39 to 737 and encodes 232 amino acids. Gene Ontology annotation, biological process: regulation of DNA-templated transcription; pituitary gland development. The transcript has 3 exons.